Messenger RNA from Theileria annulata, 1794 nucleotides. RefSeq names its product nucleolar GTP-binding protein 1, putative. NCBI's taxonomy places the organism in Eukaryota, Apicomplexa, Aconoidasida, Piroplasmida, Theileriidae. The transcript is spliced from 6 exons. Bases 1 to 1794 code for a protein of 597 amino acids. Gene Ontology annotation, cellular component: nucleolus. Gene Ontology annotation, biological process: ribosomal large subunit biogenesis. Gene Ontology annotation, molecular function: RNA binding; GTPase activity; GTP binding. The record is from RefSeq and is a predicted model, not a curated record.
AUGGCGACCAAAUCACAAACUUAUAAUUUUAAGGGUAUCACCUCAAUUCCUACAGCCAGUAAGCUGAUAGACAUAGUUUUAUCGCAAACUCAACGCAAAACACCAACUGAAGUUCAUAAACAGUUUAAAAUCUCGAGAAUUAGAAAGUUUUAUAUGAGGAAGGUUAAAUUUUGCCAACAGACUAUACACGACCGUUUGCAGCGUAUUUUAUCACAGCUCCCUCAACUAAAUGACAUUCACCCAUUUUAUUCUGAUUUGUGCAAUGUUUUGUACGAUAGAGAUCACUACAAAUUAGCACUUGGACAAUGUAACUCGAUAAUGAGAGUAGUUGAUAGACUGGCGAAGGAAUACGUGAGACAGAUGAAAUAUGGAUCGUCCCUAUAUAGAUGUAAAAUGCUCAAGAGAGCUGCCUUGGGCCAUAUGUGCACAGCUCUUAAGAGACUGCAAGGUAGCUUAAAGUAUCUUGAAGAUGUAAGGCAACAUAUGUCAAGACUGCCGUCAAUUAAUCCAUAUACUCGAACACUCAUUUUAACUGGGUACCCAAACGUUGGAAAGUCGUCAUUUAUGAAUUUGGUUAGUAGAGCAAAUGUCGACGUUCAACCUUACGCCUUUACAACAAGGUCGCUAUACGUUGGACAUUUCGACUACAACUAUCUCAGAUGGCAAGUGAUUGAUACGCCAGGAUUACUCGACCAUCCGUUGGACCAGAGAAAUACCAUUGAAAUGACAGCCAUAACUGCACUGGCGCACAUCUACUGCACAGCUUUAUUUUUCAUUGAUGUGUCCGAGAGUUGUGGUUACUCAAUAGCUGACCAGAUUUCACUUUUCAAAUCAAUAAAGCCACUAUUUCAAGACCGACCUAUUCUAAUAGUGGUUAAUAAAAUCGACCUUGUUCAAUUCAACAAGGAAACAUUGUCUGAAUUGUCUGAUUAUAAAUGGGUUUGCACAUCUGCUUUAACAGGUGAGGGAGUUGAGGAGGCUAAAAUUGAGGCUUGUAAAAUGCUUCUUCAAUCCCGCUUAAACACCAAGAUCCAAAACGCCAGCGUUGAAAAGCUCGAGAAAAUAAACUAUGUCACAAACGUUGAACCGAGCAAGGAUAGACCACCUGUGGAACCCGUGCUCAACAACUCUGAUGUCAAGGUGGUAACAGAGAAGGAUUUGGAAGAGAAGUUUGGAGGCGCAGGUGUUUACUCAGUAGAUCUCAGAAAAAACCACAUAUUGGCGAACGAGGAGUGGAAGUACGAUGAAGUUCCUGAAAUUUAUAAUGGUAGGAACGUUGUGGACUUCGCAUUUCCAGGAAUUGAGGAGAAGAUAAAGAUGCUUGAACGUGAGGAGCAGCUCCUCCUUCAGCAACUUCAAACCACUGAGCAAGAUAUCCAGUGGGAUAUUCUGGUUGAGAAGGAGAAGUUCCUCAACUCGGCAAUUAGGAAGAAGAAGUACGAAAAUAGCCUGAAGAAGAAGCACAGGGCUCCUGUUCUCAACGAGACCAUUAAGCUCAAAAAAGUAAGGAAGGAGGCCAAGGAAAGGCGGCUUAAGAAGCUUCAUGACAUGCCAAUUGAUUCCAUUAGGAGAAACAAGAUUAAAACUGACCGGGAUGAGAUGGUUGAGAAACUCCAGUUGGCUAAACUGAAGCAACGUGAGAAACCUGAGAGGCCUGAGAAGUUUGAGAAGCCAAAGAAGAGAGUUAAGCUUCCAAAGGGCACUUAUAGGCUAAAUGAUAGGUCGAUAAUAUCCAAGAAACCUAAACACAUGUUCUCUGGCAAGCGCACAUUGGGCAAGACUGACCGGAGGUGA